Molecule: messenger RNA, 182 nt
Organism: Paramuricea clavata
Lineage: Eukaryota; Metazoa; Cnidaria; Anthozoa; Malacalcyonacea; Plexauridae
Source: the annotation of a GenBank genome assembly
AUGGCAUUACCUCGAAUGCGAAACACCGUCUUCUACAGUGCAGUGAUACUAUCAAUUGUGUUUACAAUGCUUGACUACCCUUUUGCUCAGCUGUUAAACCCGAUGUUCUUCACCAACCUGUUUGUUGCUUGGGAGCUGUCUCGUAUUGGCAUCCAUAACCAAACACAGGAAGUUCAUCUCCG